AUGGUUAAAGUAGCAGUUUUAGGAGCAGCUGGUGGUAUUGGUCAACCAUUAUCAUUAUUAGUUAAAUUAAAUCCAAUUGUUGAUGAAUUAGCAUUAUUUGAUGUUGUUAAUGUACCUGGUGUUGGAGCAGAUUUAGGUCAUAUUAAUUCAAAUUCAACUACUGAAUCAUUUUUACCAGAAUCAAAAGAAGAUAAAACUGCUUUAGCAAAUGCUUUAAAAGGUUCAGAUAUUGUUAUUAUUCCAGCUGGUGUACCAAGAAAACCAGGUAUGACAAGAGAUGAUUUAUUUAAUAUUAAUGCAUCAAUUUGUCAAGGUUUAGCUGAAGUAAUUGCUAAAAAUAGUCCAAAAGCUUUUGUUUUAGUUAUUUCUAAUCCAGUUAAUUCAACUGUUCCAAUUUUUGCUGAAACUUUUAAAAAAGCUGGUACUUUUGAUCCAAAGAGAUUAUUUGGUGUUACUACUUUAGAUAUUGUAAGAGCUAAUACUUUUAUUUCACAAUUAUUUCCAAAAGAAACUAAACCUGGUGAUUUUAAUGUUAAUGUUGUUGGUGGUCAUUCCGGUGAAACAAUUGUACCAUUAUAUUCAAUUGGUAGAACUAAAAAAUAUUAUGAUGAAUUAAAUGAAGAACAAAAGAAAGCUUUAAUUCAUAGAGUUCAAUUUGGUGGUGAUGAAGUUGUUCAAGCUAAAAAUGGUGCUGGAUCUGCUACAUUAUCAAUGGCUUAUGCAGGUUAUAAAUUAGCUGAAUCAAUUUUAAAAGCUGUUAAUGGAGAAUCAAAUAUUGUUGAAUGUACAUUUUUAAAUUUAGAUUCAUCAAUUAAAGGUGCAAGUGAAGCUAAAAAAUUAGUUAAUAAUUCUGAAUUUUUUUCAUUACCAGUUUUAUUAGGUAAAAAUGGUAUUGAAGAAGUUAAAUAUGAAAUUUUAAAUGAAGUUAAUAGUGAUGAAAAGAAGUUAUUAGAAGUUGCUAUUGAUCAAUUAUCAAAAAAUAUUGAAAAAGGUGUUGCAUUUGCUACUAAAUAA
Lodderomyces jiufengensis is the source of this 1014-nucleotide messenger RNA. It is a transcript of the gene MDH1, whose product is annotated as malate dehydrogenase. The transcript has a single exon. Gene Ontology annotation, cellular component: cytoplasm. Lineage: Eukaryota; Fungi; Ascomycota; Pichiomycetes; Serinales; Debaryomycetaceae. Gene Ontology annotation, molecular function: L-malate dehydrogenase (NAD+) activity. Gene Ontology annotation, biological process: tricarboxylic acid cycle; malate metabolic process. The record is from RefSeq and is a predicted model, not a curated record. Bases 1 to 1014 code for a protein of 337 amino acids.